This is a messenger RNA of Vanrija pseudolonga, 642 nucleotides long. RefSeq lists its product as uncharacterized. The coding region runs from base 1 to 642 and encodes 213 amino acids. The transcript is spliced from 4 exons. Lineage: Eukaryota; Fungi; Basidiomycota; Tremellomycetes; Trichosporonales; Trichosporonaceae. The record is from RefSeq and is a predicted model, not a curated record.
AUGACCCCCCUCCUUCUACUUGUUCUCCUCGCACACGCCGCCCUCGUCCUCGCCCAGGCAGCAGGUUCGACGCUGUCCAUCUACUCGCCCAGCGGGAGCGUGUGGUGGGUCCAGAACGCCAACAACACCCUCGCGUGGAUGGGUACCGGCCCGACCGCGUUCGCCGUGUGGCUCUCCAACCCCGACGUGACCCUCAUCCCGGCUGAUGUCAAGCUCAAGACCUUCAUUCGCACCACAACGUCUUCGUUGUCUAUCUGGUCCACCCGCGCGCCCCCGGGCCCCAACUACACUCUCAAGCUCACGGCCGUCAACGACACCUCCACCCUCUACGCCACGUCGGACGCAUUCCAGAUCGUGCCCUUCGGCUCGCCGCGCGCGCAGGUCAGCACCUCGGCCCCCGCGGCGAGCGGCACAGGCGCCCUCAUCACCGACCCGGGCGCGGCGGGCACCGGUGCAGCGGCGCCAGUCACUGCUGACCCCAACGCUGGGGGUGGUGGCUCUCCCCUUCCGACCGACGGCAGCGGUAACCCCGGCUCCGUUCCCGGCACCAGCGUUGCGGCUACGAACGGCGCGAGGGCGCUUGGGGCGAGCCUUGUCGGGCUUGGACUCGCUGUUGCUGGCGCCGCCUUUGUUGUGCUCUAG